Molecule: messenger RNA, 5571 nt
Organism: Galeopterus variegatus (Sunda flying lemur)
Lineage: Eukaryota; Metazoa; Chordata; Mammalia; Dermoptera; Cynocephalidae
Gene: TPPP
Product: tubulin polymerization promoting protein
Exons: 3
Coding region: 2-667 (221 amino acids)
Biological process (GO): positive regulation of protein polymerization; microtubule bundle formation; microtubule polymerization
Cellular component (GO): microtubule
Molecular function (GO): tubulin binding
Source: RefSeq, a predicted model, not a curated record
CAUGGCUGACAGCAAGGCCAAGCCCGCCAAAGCCGCCAACAGGACACCGCCCAAGUCCCCAGGGGACCCCGCGAAGGACAAGGCAGCCAAGAGGCUGUCGCUGGAGUCAGAGGGGGCCAACGAGGGGGCGGCCGCAGCGGCGCCCGAGCUCAGCGCCCUGGAGGAGGCCUUCCGGCGGUUCGCGGUACACGGGGACACCAGGGCCACCGGGAGGGAGAUGCACGGCAAGAACUGGUCGAAGCUGUGCAAGGACUGCCAGGUGAUCGACGGCAAGAACGUGACCGUCACCGAUGUGGACAUCGUCUUCAGCAAGAUCAAGGGGAAGUCCUGCCGGACCAUCACCUUCGAGCAGUUCCAGGAGGCACUCGAGGAGCUCGCCAAGAAGCGCUUCAAGGACAAGAGCAGCGAGGAGGCUGUGCGCGAGGUGCACCGGCUCAUCGAGGGCCGCGCGCCCGUCAUCUCGGGGGUCACGAAAGCCAUCUCGUCGCCCACCGUGUCUCGGCUCACGGACACGACCAAGUUCACUGGCUCCCACAAGGAGCGCUUCGACCCGUCGGGCAGGGGCAAGGGGAAGGCCGGCCGCGUGGACCUGGUGGAUGAGUCGGGCUACGUGCCCGGCUACAAGCACGCGGGCACCUACGAUCAGAAGGUGCAGGGGGGCAAGUAGCACCGCGGCGGCGCCGAGCUCCGCGACGCUGCAGGGGUCCUUGCCUCCCAUCCCACUUCAUUACAUUCCUGUGCUCACUCGGGCAGGACUCAGACAGGUGCCUUUAGUAGGGCCGAGGCCCAGGUGGCUGUGGGCAGGACGCCUGGGCCUCCCUCCUGCCCAGGGCACCCUGACACUCUUUCUCAGGCCCUGAGUUUGGGCUCCGAAUCACUGACCCUUUCUAACACACCUGCCUCGUCCUAAGCUGGAAGUGGACGGCUGUUUCCAAGUGUCUCUGGGGAUCGACCACACUGGCUGCCUGGUUUGCAAGUGAAAGGCGCGUUUUAAAGGAACUGGUGGGUGUGGGGACAAGCGGGAUGGAUCCUGUCAGAGGCCACACUGACCUCCUAACUGGCAGACACCUUCCAGAAGCUUUGAGGGCAACAGGAGCUAAUGCACUAACCAACAACACAAAUAAAACGGCAUUAACCCUGAGCAGGACUUGGGCAGUGUCUGUGAGGGCCCCCAGGCCUGUCCUGCACACAGUAGACACCACGGGGUCACCUGUGCCGUGCUGGGCACCCAGCACUGUGCAGGUGCGGGGAGGCAGGUCACACAAGCACACGCUUGCACACGCUCAUGCCUGCAUGCACCCACAUGCACACACAUGCCCACACCCACCUACAGACCAGGUCUGUGCUAAGGGGGGUUGUGAUAAAAGGAAGGCUGAGGGGACAACAGAAAGCUGCUCAGUUGACCAGAAGGGUGACUUGUGGAGUGUGAGUUAGGAGGUUUUUAGUUUGCUUUCCUCCUAAGAAGAAAAAACGGCUAUUUCCUGAGUGGGUCCAGGAAGAUUCGGAAUGUCGUAUUUCCAUGAAUUACUCCCCACCCGUCCCUGUCUCCAGGGUGGGAGAUGACAGAUUCUGACAUGAGCAGUGGCUCCACCUGCGUGUGGUGGGGGCCUUCUGCCUGGGCAUCUCCCGCUUGCUGGUUCACGCUGGCCGCGCCCUGCUCUGCUCAGACUUCCUAUCACUCGCGCCUGUGCGGUGCCUUCCACUCCCUCCCUGAAGCCUCUGUCAUAAAUGGCUUUCCCUACCCUCUCCUGAUCCCUUGGAGUGCAGGACAAAAAACACCAUGAACAGACCUAAGGAAGACCCCCCACACUGAGUCCUGCAUAGUGUGCUGGGGACAGCUGAGUGUACGGGUGUCAGCAGACAGCCUGCCCAGGACCCUGCGAGGGUCAUCCACGCUGCGAGGCGCAGCAGGACCACCUGUCCUCACAUGACUGUUGGCACCCGCGUGAGAACCGGGUGCUCCUGCUGCAUCCCAGGGAGGCCCAUCAGCGUGGGCACCCGCUGUCACAGUGAUCCAUGGAAACCUGUCCCUUUGCGUGAGAGCAGCCAUAGCCUUGCAUGUGACCUGCUGUGCCGUGUGUUCUGGAGUUCGUCUUGGGAAGAGCCCACGGCAGCUUCAAGGAAGUGCCUCCCAAGAUCCUGUUUGUUCCUGGCCACAGCCUGACUGUCCAGGGCAGGUGGCACAGGUGGACAGCGAGGCCCCCUCCCUCGCUGCCAUGGCAUGCCAACAUGCCUCCUGUCUCCCCUGAGCCCAGAAAGUGCACCCAGUCAUGGCCGCAGCCCCAUGGAAGGCCAGCUGCCCGCCUGAGCACAGCAGGAGCCCCAGGGCCAGAGCUCCCAGCGACAUGGUCCUCUGAGGGCUGGGGGUCUCAAGCAGGCCCCUCAACAGGGAGGCCUCAACUCAAGGAUGGUGCUGGCCCGGCAAGCAGCUUCUCUCUGAGGUUCUGGGAGUUCAUGGUACCUGGCAUUAAAGACUGAGAAAUAUUGGAUCUCAGGCUUUGAGACUCCCUUUUAGGACGUCAUUUCGCUGGGCUGGGGAAAGGCAGUCGGGAUGUCUGACCCCAGUCCUGGGCUUUUCACCUCCCCCAGGCUGGAGUUUUGUGUGAAACCUAAAGGCAAAGGUAGCAUGUGAGAAACAUUUGAAAACAAUUAUAAACAUGCAAAGUGUUUAAUCUGAUCACAGCCCGAAAGCCCUUGUGUUCAAAAUGCCAAAUGAGUUUUGUUUGUGGUCACUAAACAGGGCUCCGCCCCAGGUCCAGAAGCCAGAAACCUGGAAGGAUUCCCCCACACACAGCCUCCCGGGGUUCCUGCCUUCUCUGGCAGCCCUGGUCUCAGCGAGGUACUGCCGUGGGCUGCCCAUCUCUGGUCUGAGGCUGCUUUUCUCCUUUUCUUCUGCCCGUGAACCACGCAGUCUCCAUCAUCACAGCCGAGCUGCACAGAAUGGAUGAGUCUGGCAGGACCUCAGCUGCUAGAGCCGAACGCACCCAGUCAGUGCAGAAGGCAGCGAGUGUCCGGACGCUCCCACGCCGCGCAUCAGCAGUGGAUGCUCCCCUAGGCCCCACGGUCCUCUGCAGGGAUGCAGGACACUGAAGAGAGCAGUAACCAAUCAUCAGGACAUUGUCUCCUGUUCAGUGAGUUGUCCUGAACCAUCUCCAAACCAAGUCCUGGGCCAGCCUGCCCCAGAAGUACACUAGGAAAUUGGAUCUACUCAGAAGAGACAACACAAGUGCCCGUCCUCAGGGGACCACCUAACCUCCUAGGGAGGAGGCACCUGUCACAGACGGUCACCUCAGCCACAUGGCCAGCAUCUUCCUCACAGCAGUUCCUCCCCAGAACUGAAUGCAGCAGCCCAGAGCAGCAGGCCCGGGCCUGUGGAGUGCCAGCACCACCCAUCUCAGGCCCCCAGAGGUGAGCUCCUUGACAAGAAAUGAUCCUUUCACUUCAAAUCUUUGGGUUUUGUGAAUAAAAAUCGAGGGCAGUCACCCCGCCUUGUUGGCCCUUCCCGUCCUAGACUGGAGUGACCUUGGGCUCCUGCAGGGAGAACCCCACGCCCCAGACUCUCCCUCCACACGGCUCCCAGGGGUGGUGCCUGGCCCACGGUAUCACGGCAGAUAAGCAGUUCUCAUUGUGUCCCUGCCCAUCCCGACCGGUCCCCAGUUUUCCGCAGACACACACGGGCCAGGACAGUAUCCUCCUCUAGUCAGAUUCAAAGUGUAGCUUUGAAAACAACCCUCCCCUCCCAUCCAUGACACCUAGCAAGAAAGGGGUAGUAAAAAUUAAGUCACAAGGACUUCGUGGUAACCAUUCUAUCAGUUCAAAAUCGGUGAACUCAUCAUUGCAUCUGUGUGUAGCCUUUGAACACAGAACAUCUGCUUGGACUCCAACUGUACUGAACAAAACAUACACACGCAUUUGCCUCAGUUUCUGAAUAUUGUAAAAGCACAGGCAAUGAGUUUGUCUUUGUUGCAUGUUUUUAUUCCAUGCCAGUUAGCUUCUACUAACAGUGGUUAAAUAGAAAUUAAAUUGUCUAUCUGUGAAUAAAAGAAACUGCACAGCAUGCAACCCAGGACACGAGACACAUUCUGUUGGGGCAGGGCCCCCGGGAGACAGGGGCACCCAGGAGACAGGCACAGGUUCUGUCAGGAGUUGACACCCAGGAGAUAAGCAUAGGUUCUGUCAGGGGAAGACACCCAGGAGACAGGCACAGGUUCUGUCAGGGAGGACAGUGCUGAUGGUACCUAAGCAUCAGGAGAGAAGGGUAGAAGAAGUGUUUGAGAUCAUUGCUCGAGAUCACAAUACUUAUUUAUUUCUAUUUAAUGCUUUAGGAUAAGCAACUAGGUAGAGGUCAAUAACAGCUUUAAAGUUCAAAUUAUAUGUUUAAAGUAUUAUAGCAAAAGACAUAUAUUUUUAUUAGACUAUUUUACACCUUUUAAUAUCCCCAGUCUUAAAUUUAGGGGCAGAUAAGUAUUACAGCAGAUGCCAGUAUUUGAGAAAAGAUACACGUAGGAGUUCGCUUGCAUAGUUCCCUUUCACCUCCCCACCUCUGCGUGCCAGUGGCUGACACAUCAGGGCAGGCCACGGGCAGCCCAGGAUAUGGGCUCACUCCCUCCCUCCCCACAGCUCUGGGCUGCUACAGCCACCUGUUUUUGCGGAUAAAGUUUUACUGGCACAUGGCCACACCGUUUACAUAUUGUCUGUAACUGCUUUUGCACAAAAACUGGAGUGGGAGGAGUUGAGACAGGGACGCCAUGGCCCUCAACACCUAAAAUAUUUACAAUUUAUCCCUUUAUGGAAAAGUCCUGCUCAUUUCCUCCUGCAGGUGACUGUACACGUCCUGUAGCACAUGCCACAUGGGAACACCUGGUUGUCACCUGUUUAAUACAGCACAGGUUGACAAUUCAACUGUACUGUGAAGUUAUCCAUAGGCUAGAAUGUCCUUCAGACACUGAACCUGAAUAUCCUUCUCCACUGACUUACUCCUGACCACUGUGUGAACUCUGGUGGGUCAGGGAUGUAGCCUUUGUCCACAGAUGUGUGGUGGGGAGUCAUGACAGGCACUUUGAGAUGCUUCAGUUAAGUCUCUUCCUUUACACCUCUUAAAAAACUAAACCAAGCCAAACAAUAAAGGAAACCUGCACAACUUAAAAGAAACUUGAAAGGGAUAAAAUACUACUAGUUUGUACUAAGUUUUUUUCAAGAAAGGGAAACAAAUUUAUAUAUAUAUAUAUAUAUAUAUGCAAUAUAUUUUUACACUGUUUUAUUAAUGUCAGGGGGUAUUGAGCGUAUCACUUUACUAGCGCAAUAGGUAAUGUCAAUGUCAUGGGUGUUCCAACUCAGAGAGGCACUUCUGCUGAUGUCUAAACCACACUCACCAGGAACGUCCGUGGGGUCAGGGAGGCCCUGCUGCCCCUCCCAAGAGCGCGGUGUCACCUGCUGGACUUGCUAUCAAAGCCUAGCUUGCAAACCUUCAGAGAAAGAGCUCGUGUCUGCAUAUCGCUCCUUGUGUAUUUCAUGUUGUUAACAUUGUGUGUCAAGUUGGUAAAAUGAUGAAUAAAGAUGUUAAAAUGUGGA